AUGCUCAUGGACCAACGAACCAGGCUGCGGAAGGCCUGCGAUGCCUGUAGUAUUCGGAAGGUGAAGUGCGACACCAGUGGGCCUCCCUGUCGAUCGUGCGCAAGCUUGGACAUUCCUUGUACAUAUGAACGACCGAAUCGACGUCGCGGUCCUCCCAACCGCCACGCAGAGGCAUUCAAAAAGCAGAAGCUAGCAGAGACCCCUUCAGGCUCCCCAAGCCCGUCAGAUCAGACCACCCCAGGCCCUUUGGGGUCUGUUGGGAGCACCAUCCUAUCCACAUCCGCCUCCAUAUCACUGGAGUCCAUCUGUUCCAUGCCGACGAUACGAUGUCUGGUCGAUGAUUUCUUUACCUAUAUUCACCCUCUUGUUCCUGUUCCCCAUGAACCUACGUUCCGCGCCGCGUUGGAGCGUCGAGAUGAUCUUACCAGCCCCACCUUUCUGGCCCUGACGGCCGCCAUGAUCGGGACAUUGGUGGCCUCCUUCCCGCGGAGGCCCAAGUUGCAUCUCAGGAACGAAGCAGAGAAAGCGGCCUUCCCGCAUUCGAUGGCGCUGGUCAGGCGGUGCCACGACGUCUCAGUCCAGGCGCGAGGCACCGGCUAUCUCGACCGAAGCGCGACGGUGUAUGAUGCCGCAACCAGCUAUUUCCUUGGUCUUUGCUCUGGAUAUGUCUGGCAUAUGCGCCGGUGUCGAGCGUACUUCGCGGAAUGCCUGACCAUGCUGCAUGUAUACGAUCUUUGUCGCCCCUCAAACCGGAUGUCUACAUCCAUGACUCCCACGACCCCGAACUCUUGUUCGUCAAUUUACUCACAGGAUCCCUUCGGCGCGACUGCCGAAAUGCAGGUCGACUUUGUCGAACAGGAACUCGGGCGACGUUUAUACUAUACCAUUGUUGUCGGCUAUCGCACAUUACAGCAGUUGGGCUCGGGCGACGCGACAGUCUAUCUCCCUCCCGAAACCCCUACCGAGCGUUAUCCACCUAUGCCGCUGGAGGUGGACGAUGAAUUCAUCUUCUCGACCCAUGUUGACCCACAACCACCUGGCCGGACUUCGCGUCUGGUCGCCUUCAAUGCUAACGUCCGGGUGUUGAAUUCUUACAACUCCCUUUCUGCCUGGGAGGCUGCAUUCGGGCGCGGCCAGAUUUUUGAUUGGGAGCGGCAACGCUCCCUCCUGUGUGAGUGUUUACAAAAGGCCAAGGCGGUGCUCGCCAACGUCCCAAGCGAACUGACCCUUCGGUGGCCUCAGGAUUCCAUGUCAGAUGGGCAUGGCCACUUCGGACCGACCCUCUCCGUGGAGGACCCGCGGUUGUAUGCCCGCCACGUGCAGUACGAGAUCCAGAAAGCCAAUAUUUACGCCAGCCAGCUGUGCACAAGGUCGUACUUGGUGGAGAAAUAUUGGGCUCUAUACACGGCAUGGAAAAUGCAGCGGAAGAUGUCUGAGCAGCAUUCCGUCAGCCCUCGAACUAACAUCAAAGUGGAAGGCGAACAACCCCACAAUCCGGACGUAUCGGAUACGUAUGCGCAAUCAGACUUCAUCGGGAGGAUGAUGACCGAAGAACGUCGGCUCGUGAUCCGAGACUUGUUCGUAUUGCUGCGAUCUGUCAACGAGAUCAAUAUGGAACCCAACGGUGCAAGCUUUACGGCUAAAGUCCGCCAAAUCGCAUCCACCUUGCUCAACUUCCCUCACCCCAACACGAUCACGCCUGCCAUGAACGGACCGCACCCGCUGACCUCUGCCGAGGCGGAAUCCUACCUCCGCGCGUUCAUUGACACCCUCGUCCGGCUGGAGGGUCUGAAGGGGGCACCCCGACCUGCUGACUCUAGUCCCGGGGGCAGUGGGCGGUCCAUGAGCUAUGUGAGCGACCAUGACCGCGAUGAAGAGGAGCUGCGGCAAUGGGCCAGUCUGAAAGAAUACCAGACCAAGUUCGCCGAAACCGGAGGGAUAUAUACUGAUUUAUAA
This is a messenger RNA of Aspergillus heteromorphus CBS 117.55, 1956 nucleotides long. RefSeq lists its product as uncharacterized. NCBI's taxonomy places the organism in Eukaryota, Fungi, Ascomycota, Eurotiomycetes, Eurotiales, Aspergillaceae. The record is from RefSeq and is a predicted model, not a curated record. Gene Ontology annotation, molecular function: DNA-binding transcription factor activity, RNA polymerase II-specific; sequence-specific DNA binding; zinc ion binding. Gene Ontology annotation, biological process: positive regulation of transcription by RNA polymerase II. The coding region runs from base 1 to 1956 and encodes 651 amino acids. The transcript is spliced from 3 exons. Gene Ontology annotation, cellular component: nucleus.